Molecule: messenger RNA, 892 nt
Organism: Priapulus caudatus
Lineage: Eukaryota; Metazoa; Priapulida; Priapulimorpha; Priapulimorphida; Priapulidae
Product: phosphatidylserine synthase 2-like
Exons: 5
Coding region: 54-662 (202 amino acids)
Biological process (GO): phosphatidylserine biosynthetic process
Molecular function (GO): L-serine-phosphatidylethanolamine phosphatidyltransferase activity
Source: RefSeq, a predicted model, not a curated record
UUAGAGCGGAGUAUAGAGCUUGAAUCUGUGGUUAUUUAACAUAAAUAUAGUGUAUGUUGUGUAUGCGACGAAACAGUUGGAUCCUGGACGUUUUGCUCUGCAACGGACUCGGUAUCUACAUGGGAAUGUUGACGCUCGACUAUUUACAGAUUAAACCACACCAUUGGCGAAGUCUGCGGAGCUUACAAAGAGACACACCGACUUGUAGGCGGCAUCGGUUCAGUCCGUACAGACUAAUGGAGUUUGACUUGCGACCAACAGGCAGUCUGCGGCGCUGGCUCGCCAUGCUUGUGCUGAUAUUCAUGGCUUUACUCGCUGAAGUGAAUACGUUCUACCUGAUGUUGGUGUUAUGGAUCCCGGCAGCUCACACGUUAGCCAUCGUGCGUCUAUGCGUGCAGGCAGUCCUCGCUGGGGCCUGCCUUCGCGACACGUUUCAGUAUCUGGACGAUCCGAAAUGUAAGCAGCUCGGUCGGCAGGCGUGGUUGGCGGCGGCCACUCUUGCUACUGAAGUCCUCAUCGUAGUAAAGUUUGACUGGGAGACGUUUAGCCGGCCGCCGCCUGCACACAUACAGUCGAUCUGCUGGUCGGCAUUCUUUCUGCUAGUCUCCUACACGGUCUGGCGCUUCUUCGUCAGCAGGGGGCGCGACAGCGCCGGUGACUAGUAAGCGCGCGACGGCUGAGACGUCGGUAGAUGGCGCUAAUCGCGUUUGAGCAUUCCAAGUACGAAUGAUGUUCGAACAAUAUGGUAUUGUUAUUUUUUAAAGUAAGCAUAGCAGUCGCGUUGACUUGCUACAUAAAAUGGUUGUGAAAAUAUUGUAAUGUCACCAUUGUUAUUACGCUCACUCUCACAUACACAAAUUUAAAUUUUAUUCACCAAUAUUAGGAAAUUCGU